Messenger RNA from Varanus komodoensis (Komodo dragon), 3545 nucleotides. RefSeq names its product collagen type X alpha 1 chain (gene COL10A1). The record is from RefSeq and is a predicted model, not a curated record. Bases 1 to 2013 code for a protein of 670 amino acids. The transcript is spliced from 2 exons. NCBI's taxonomy places the organism in Eukaryota, Metazoa, Chordata, Lepidosauria, Squamata, Varanidae. Gene Ontology annotation, molecular function: protein binding.
AUGAAGUUGCAAAUCUCCUUUCUGUUGAUGCUGUUCCCCAUGAGCAUCAUCUGUACUGGCGAAAGCUUUUAUCCUGAACGGUAUCAGCAACAAUCCAGUGUCCCAGUGAAAGGGCCACCUUUCCUACCUUUCAGUGUAAAAAGCCAUGUUGUAGCAGCAAGGCCAGAACAAGGACCCGCUGGUCCAGCAGGCCCUCCAGGCCCAAGGGGACUACCGGGUCCUUCUGGAGCUCCAGGAAAACCAGGAUACGGAAGCCAAGGACCACAAGGACCUCCAGGACCUCCAGGACCACCAGGACUUUCAGUCGCCGGAAAGCCAGGACUACCAGGCUUGCAAGGAAAACCAGGCAACCCAGGAUUAACUGGUGAAAAAGGAGACAUGGGCCCUGCAGGUCUCCCCGGGCCAAGAGGUCCCCCAGGAGCCCCUGGAGUUCCUGGUCCAGCUGGGAUCUCUGUUGCUGGGAAACCAGGACUGCCAGGGGCACAAGGGCCAAGGGGUUUCCCUGGCGAGAAAGGUGACCCAGGCAUUCCUGGUAUAAAUGGACAGAAGGGAGAAAAUGGAUAUGGGGUUCCAGGUCGCCCAGGUGAAAGGGGUCUGCCAGGCCCACAGGGUCCUUCAGGACCCCCAGGACCUGCAGGAAUAGGAAAGCAUGGGGAAAAGGGACUUCCAGGUUACCCCGGUGCUAAAGGAAACCCGGGUUUACCGGGUACCCCAGGACCAGCUGGCAUCCCAGGUCCCCAAGGUCCUCCUGGGGAACCCGGACAGCCAGGAAUAGGCAAACCUGGACCAGUUGGGCCAGUAGGAUUACCAGGAAGUCCCGGACCAAAAGGCCUUCCAGGUCCCUCAGGCUUGCCUGGGCCCUCUGGACUCCCAGGAUUUGGAAAGCCUGGGUUGCCAGGAAUGCAGGGUAACAGAGGACCUGAAGGCCUCCCUGGUACCCCAGGAGCAAAGGGAGAACAAGGCCCAGCUGGUGCUCCAGGAGAACCAGGGCCCAUUGGACCAGUUGGAAAUAUGGGCCCUCAAGGACCCAGGGGUGCAGCUGGAGAAAAUGGCAUUCCAGGGCUGAAGGGUGAAAGAGGCCCUGCAGGUCCAGCUGGGUUGCCAGGUGUUAAAGGGGAGAGGGGUCUAGCAGGAUUAGAUGGCAAAUCUGGGCAGCCGGGAGAACCAGGACUUCCUGGCCCAAAAGGAUAUCCAGGUUUGCCAGGUCCUAAAGGGGAUCCAGGUCUUGCCGGGUCACCUGGCUUACCUGGACCAAUGGGUUCUCCGGGACUUAAAGGAGCAGCAGGUAUCAAUGGUGAGCCAGGUCCAAGAGGUCCAUCUGGAAUACCAGGUUCAAGAGGACCAGUUGGUCCUCCAGGGAUCCCAGGAUUUCCUGGCAGUAAAGGAGAACCAGGAGCACCAGGACUACCAGGCCCAGCUGGCAUCUCUACAAAGGGUUCAGAUGGACCUAUGGGUCCUCCUGGACCUAUGGGUCCCAAAGGCCACAACGGAGAGCCUGGAUUGCCAGGUCCCCCUGGUCCCCCAGGUCCCCCCGGAGAAGCAGCAGUCCCACAAGGCCAGGCCCUGGCAGGACUGCCUGUUAUGAAAGCAGGUACAGUCCAAGGCCUAACUGGCAUGCCAGUGUCAGCUUUCACUGUCAUUCUUUCCCAAGCAUACCCUUUAGCAGCUUCCCCUAUCAAGUUUGAUAAAAUUCUGUACAAUAGGCAACAGCACUACGACCCCAGGUCAGGCAUCUUUACUUGCAGGAUUCCAGGACUCUACUAUUUUGCUUACCAUGUCCAUGUGAAAGGAACACAUGUUUGGGUUGGCUUGUACAAAAAUGGCUCCCCCAUCAUGUACACUUUUGAUGAGUACAAGAAAGGAUACCUUGACCAGGCUUCUGGUAGUGCUGUUGUGGACCUCAUGGAGAAUGACCAGGUCUGGUUACAGCUGCCCAACAAAGAAACAAAUGGCUUGUUCUCUUCAGAGUAUGUUCAUUCUUCCUUCUCAGGUUUCUUAUUUGCACAAAUAUAACAUACCAUUUUUUAAAAAUGGUAUCUUGGUAUGUGUGUUUCUACUGCUAGAUGUCCAACAGAGACUAGCUAAAGAAAAUCUGAACAUUAAAUUAAACUUCUAAGAAAAACGCUGCAUGAUGCAUAUCGUAGGUGCUCUUUUUAAAAGACAUUUUAAAAGAUAAUUUAAUUAUUCACAAACUAUAAUCCUAUGUUAAUAUAUCACACAGAAAUGUAUUUUAUCUGCCGAAAUAGUGAAAUGUUAAUUAUAAUUACCAAGAUUAGGUAUCAUGAAAGGGGUAUCAUUACCUAGUCUUAUAUAAGCUUUCUCAUUCAUUGAUAUGAGUAGAAAGGAAGUAUUUUAAUGUUGCCAUUCUCAUGCUUGAAUAAUUUGAAUAACAAGAAGGGUAACAAUUUCAGAUUCAAUGGGUGUAGGAAUACAGUCUAGUAUAAACCACUUUCCUGCUUUCAGAAACUAUUAUCAUAGUCAAAAGAGGUUGAAACACACAAAGAGUCAGAAAGACUACAAAGUUCUCUUUUGAAAUCAGGAGCUCCAACUUAUGUGGAACAAUGUUUAGAACAGAGUGGAACAGAGAUUGCAAUUAUCACUGACUAGUUCAUGGGAAGCUCAUAUUCAUUAUGAAUUAUGAACUUUUUCCCAAUGAGUAAUUAAACCAAUGAUGCAUUCAAAUUUAUAUAGUAACAUUAAAUAAGGUUCCAGAUACAUUAGCUUGGUAUGGCUUGGUUCUGUCAGCAGUUUCUAUUACAAGAAAAAUAUACAAUGAAGUAGUGUUGAAGCCUUUAAACACUUAAAUAUAUUAGGAUAACCCGGAUGCUGGUAAAUGUUUUGUCAUCAGCUGCAUCUUGACUAAAAACCCGACUCAAAAGACCAGGAAUGCUCAUGGCAACAUGCUCUAAAUUAGGUCAUCGGUCACCUCACAGAGCCACACAUUGGCCCCAGUCCAGAUAGAACGAUUAUUCACAUGCAAAAGCUAUGUGCAUGAGUGGGAAUGUACAGCUCUUCUCGUAUUGCAAGAUGAAUGCAGUCAAGUGCAACACCAACCAGAUGAGCAGUGCUGUUUGGAUGGGAACGGCCAUCCCGAGGCACGGCUGCACCCCACAUGGGGGGCUGCUUCUGUAGGUGAAUCUUUCUUGCUGGCUACUAUUGUGUGACCAUGCUUAUUGCAUGCACAUUUCAUGCUAACUGGAUAGAAUACCCACUCCCUUUUACUGGUAUGGCUGGAGGUAAAGGAUUAUUUAACUCAACUGACUUGACAAAGUAAUUUAUAUAGCUACCCUUUACAGAAAUCUGUCUUUUCAUGGCAGAUAAUGAUAUGCAUCAGAUAUAGAAACUGUAUUAUUUAUGUUAAUUUUAUACUAUGGUACUUGUACAAUUGUUCAGCUAAGGCACAAUUCUAUGCAAGUUUAGACAGAAAAAAGGCAUACAACUCCCAAUAUUACUUGCUGGGGCAUGCUGGGAAUUGUAGGCCACUUUUCUUUCUAAAAUUUCAUAGAUUGUACCCUUCUGUACCAAUAUAGGACCAUUUAGCAUUG